CCAGGCUGGAGCAUUUAACCUGUUGCGGCUGGAGGGCUAGGACGCCCUCGCUCUACUGUGCGCAUAGAGGUGUGAGACAGGGGGACAAAGUCGCCAGCGCUCGGGUUUCCCCGGAUAGCAGUUUUUUAAAAGAAGAAGAAGCAGCAAGCAAGCAAGUCGAAGCCCCCUCAGAAUUAACACCUUGAUCCGCUGUCGCGCGGCGGGCCGCCUCGAGGCUGCGUUUUUCCUUCUGGCUCCCCAAGGGACCAUGCUUGCUAGAUUUUGGGGCUUCGUGACUGCUCGCUUGCUCUCGCUGCUGCUGCUGCAAAUGCUGCUUCUUGCGCAGGUCCAUCUCCACAGAACUACGGGCCCCAGGUUUUUAAUAAGUGACCACGACCGAGAUCCGCAAUGUAACCUUCACUGCUCCAGAUCCUCAGUCAAGCCCCUCUGUGCUUCUGAUGGCAGAACAUAUGAAUCCAUGUGUGAUUAUCAGAGAGCAAAGUGCAAGGAUUCUAAUCUGAAUGUGGCACAUCGAGGCAGAUGUAAAGAUGCUGGUCAAAGCAAAUGCAGAUUAGAAAGAGCCCAAGCACUGGAUCAAGUAAAGAAGCCACAAGAAGCGGUCUUCGUUCCAGAGUGUCAUGAAGAUGGAUCAUUCACCCAAGUUCAGUGCCACACCUAUACUGGAUAUUGCUGGUGUGUCACUCCAGAUGGCAAGCCUAUCAGUGGUUCUUCUGUACAGAACAAAACUCCUGUAUGCUCAGGUUCAGUAACUGACCGGCCAUUAGGACAGGGUAAUUCUGGGAGAAAAGUUUCUUUUCAAUUUUUUUUAACCCUCAAUUCAGAUGAUGGUUCAAAACCAACACCCACCAUGGAAACACAACCAGUGUUGGAUGGAGAAGAAAUCACAGCCCCUACGCUUUGGAUUAAACACUUGGUCAUCAAAGAUUCCAAACUGAACAGCUCUAGUAUGAAAAAUUCAGAGAAAAUUAAUUCGUGUGACCAAGAAAGGCAGAGUGCACUUGAGGAAGCCAAGCAAAAUCCACGUGAAGGAAUCGUUAUCCCUGAAUGUGCUCCUGGAGGACUGUACAAACCAGUGCAGUGUCAUCAGUCUACUGGCUAUUGCUGGUGUGUUCUAGUAGACACAGGCCGCCCCCUGCCUGGUACUUCUACCCGGUAUGAGACCCCUGUAUGUGAAAGUGAUGCUCGAUCCAGAAGUCCAGAAACUGAUGAUCCUUUCAAAGACAGAGAACUUCCAGGCUGCCCAGAAGGGAAAAAGGUAGAAUUUAUUACCAGUUUAUUGGAUGCUCUCACCACAGAUAUGGUACAGGCCAUUAACUCAGCAGCACCCGCUGGAGGUGGAAGGUUCUCUGAGCCUGAUCCCACUCAUACCCUGGAGGAGCGGGUGGUACAUUGGUACUUCGGUCAGCUGGACAACAAUAACAGCAGCGAUAUCAACAAAAGGGAGAUGAAGCCCUUCAAGCGCUAUGUGAAGAAGAAAGCCAAGCCCAAGAAAUGUACGCGACGCUUCACUGACUACUGUGAUCUCAACAAAGACAAGUCCAUCUCACUACAGGAAUUGAAGGGCUGCUUGGGGGUCAGGAAGGAAGGAGGUAGCAUUGGCAGUUUUCCACAUGGAAAAAGGCAAGGAGUUAAUCCUUUCAUAGGACGUCUUGUUUAAGAGCUCAUGAGAAUAUAUGACAUGGAUGGAUGAAAGGAAGGUUAGGACGCGUGGCCAUCUGAAAACAUGUGGGACUGACAACAUCCAGUAUAGCAGAAGUGGCAGUCACAACAUUUGCACUUUGUUAGGAAAAGAGAGGAGAAAAAUGGUCUACAUGUAAUACAGUUAUCUAGUAAUCUGAAGAAAAGAAGGAGAACAACCAUUGAAUUUUGGAAAGAAAACUGAACAUCUACUGAUGAUUUAAACCUUGGGGAUUGCUUGGACUUGAAAAAAAAGAUGUUUAAUAUACUGUGUAUAAAUGUAAAUUGCAGUUAUUUUCUGUUGGUUACAGGAUGACUAUUAAAUCUCUGCCCUUCCCCCCCCCGCCUUUUUAAGAGGCACAGCAAAUUCAGGAAUGCACUGAUUUUUAUAACUAUUCAAAAUUCUUUCACAACCUAUUAUUCAAGUAAGCCAAACAUGGUUGCACACAGACAUUCUUUAGAACCUCGUUUCUGUAUAUUUGUGUGCCCACAUUUGUCAGAAAACAACCUAUUUCUCCACUAGACAUUUAUAAUGGCUUCUAGCAUCAUCCAGUCAUUGCUAGGGUGAUAUAAAGUCUGUCUUCAUUACAUGUAUAACAAUACAGAGAUUAUUAGAAGGUUCUUUAUAAGAUGUUAUAAAUCACUAGUGAGGAAAUGGCCUAGAUGUGUAAUCUUGGGAAUGUUCAAGAAAUGUAAAUGUGAGCAGUAUGAAAAUGUAAACAGGAGUGGGGACCCCAUGGCACUCCAGAUAUUGUUGGACAUUAAUUUACCCAUGUUUAGCCAGCAUAUCCAGUGUUCAAGGACAGCAAAAAUGAGACAAAGCCUCUGCCCAGUUCAGAAAUCCAAAUUAAAGCAGCCUCAAAAGAUAGCCGUCCAGCCGCAGUUUGAGUGCCUCCUAUGAGGGGAUCCCAUCAAUUCCCUGGAUACUUGAUUCUUUGAAUUGUUCUUACUGAUAGGAUUUUUCCCCCCUUCAGAAGGAAUCUGCCUUCAGUUCAUUAUUCUGUGUCCUGCAUUCUGGAACAUGUGGGUAUGGAAUUUAUUUUGUGUGAAGAGUUCCUAAUGUGGUGUCCUCCAGAUGUAUUGAAUGUCAGCUCCCAUAGUCUCUCAGCUAGCAUGCUCAAUGGCCCUUCUGGCUGAGGAGAUGAUAAAAGCUGACAUCUGAAAAAUCUGGAGGACACUAGGAUGAGGGAAGCUUGGUUUAGAGCCUAUGAAACAAGCCCUAACAGGGACCAUACCAUAAGGUUAUGAAACUCUACAAAAUCAUUUUUCCCCAACAGCAGACCAUAAUGGGAGAAUUUUUUGGCAAUCCCACAUGCAGUGAACUAUCUUGGCUUUUGACUAGUGGGUUUCCUUGUGUAGUUGGUUGGCCAUUGUGAGAACAGAUUGCUGGACUAAAUGGGCCAGGGGUCUAGUCCAGCAGGACACUGCUUAUGUUCUUAACUUGUUGGUCGUGGCUUUUUAAUUUCAGGGAAAGCAAGACUGAGUUGUAACAAUGACUUUUUUGGAUUGUGGACCUUGAAGGUUUACUGUACAUAGGUGGAAGUUUGAAACUGGGCAAAAACAUUUUCUUCUUUUUUAAAUCUGUGUUGAAUCAUUUCACAAGUUUACUGUAAAGCAAAUCUUUGUCUCAUGGAUCAGCAGCACCCACUGCUGGCUUCUCUAAUAUAUCACAUACAACGCAUGUGUCUUCAAACUCUUCUUUGCAUACUGUGAUCUUUUUCUUUCUUUUGUUCACCACACUUAUUUUGUAUGAAUUCAAAUUACUUGUUUGAAUAUGCAGUGUAAAAAGUCUACUUUUUGUAAUUUGUAAAGAAUUACAUACAAUACAAUUUGUAAAGAAUGUUGUUAAAAAUAUUUUUGUUCAUGCGGCCUUCCCUUCAGCCCCUUAAGCCUACUGUUAACAAUGCUAGAGAAUCAGAGACCAUGCCAAGUUCUUCUGUCACUUUGUCUUGCUAUUUUGUGAAAACCCAUAUUUUUUAGUUCUCUCAAAGAGUAUAUUGCAUCGGAUCAAUGACUCCUUUGGUUUGGUAGUCUUUCCUUCAAGGAACUCCUCUCGGAUCCUGUUGGAUUAGAGCAGCAUAUAAGCCCCAGUAAAUUGAUAAAAAUACAUAAACUUUUUAACAAUGCUGAUUUUCAAUUAAUAUUUCCUAGUCCCCUCAUUAAAAUGCAUACCCUUUGUAUGAGAGUUUUUGGUUCGAUUAGGCCAAAGUCUCUCUGGUCCUCCUUCCCUCUGCUCCAGCAGUAAUCAACUUGUGGCUGUGCUCACAAGAAGGAUAUGAAGUGAUAGUUUCCUUUCUUAGUUGCUCCACAUCCAAGUAAUAAAUUGAUACUGUUUUCUGCCAGAAUAUUUUGGUCUAAAAUUGCACUCCAUGUUCUAUUAGGGCUUAUAUUAAGGCUUUGAAAAAAAGAUGCUUUGGACCUGCUGGAAAGUCCUUAAACCAAACAUCUUUUCACAAGGUUGCACUGCAACUGGGGAAGGCAGAUGUGCCAUCUGUCCUGAAAAAGGAUGCAGUUGCUAUUAGGAGUUGCCAGCAGAUCCUUUGUGAGUGCCUCAGUGGACUCUGGAGUGGUUUUUUUUUUCCUUCUCCUUCAAACUGAAGCACCGCACAGCUCUACUUUUUACUACCUCCUGCUUCCAGUUUAAUGAUCAAUUCAUAUCUUAUAUUUUUCUUGUCAGGAAAAAAAAGCACAGUAUCCAGAGGCAUGUUUGGAAAUUGUGUGAGUCCUGAGCCUGCAUAAUGUAUGGGGGCCAAUACUUGCUAAUCCCCUCUUGAAGCCUGGUUCAGAGAAAGUGGAUUCAAAUGGUUUGGGGCAGCAACCCAGAUACUCUGUGUUGCGUGGCUUAGUCAAUUUCGUGCAGGCAGGCAGUAUUUUCUUACCGGAAAUGCAAAAUUUCUAAAGACAGUCUAUCCGCGGUCCAAAACAAAAAUGCAAGGGAUGGAGGGAUUGUGAACCAGUAAGUGGAAUUCAGAAACUUUGGAAGAUGAAAUCGGUGAGCUUUCUGCACAAGGGAAUAAUAACUGGAUCCACAUAGGUUAAGACUAAGCAGUAGUAGUCUUUCACUCAAGCCAGGGAGCAUUAUUUACAGACUAACAACAAUAUUCAGUCUAAGGGCAGAUUUGCACUUUUUGCUUGCAAACAUGACCUUUACCUCGGUCUUUCUGCGUUGCCUCAAAACUAGUGUUUCCCACUUUCUGACAGAAGAAAGGUUGAUGUCUGGUUUCUUUUCUGUGCUUUAUUGUCUUACAGGGAAAUGCCUCCAUUCUAACUGACAGGAAUGUCCCCUUCCCUCUGGUCCCUACUCAGAGUCCUCCACAGCUAUUUUAACUUGGGCUGUUAAGCUUAAUGUCCCUCUCAGAAUCUUCCAAGGGUUAAAUACACAACCAUUAGCUUCCCUGAAGAGGAAGAGUUCGUGUAACCCACCAGAUCUUUCACUGAACCAGGAGAGUUCACAUGAUCCAUCAGAUCAGCCCGUUAUUCAGGCUGGUGCAUUAUCAAAAUAGUCCUUUCGUUUUAUUUAGUACUUAUAUUUAUUUUGGGAAAAGCAUUUCUGCUUAGCUUAAUUUUUUAAAAAUCCAUCCUCCAAUAGGCUGUUGAAAUAUUUGGCCUAGCUAGCUAGCUAGCUUUUCUCCCCAACCCCAGGAAAAUGCAGUGAUAUCUUUUCUUCACACUUGCAGAGCUGUUUGGGAGCUGGGGUGAAAUUGACAACAGUUUGCUAGUUUCCUAUGCCAAGUGACAGCAAGAAGGAUGAAAGAGUCCUCUAGGGAAUCAGUUUAAAAAGAGAAACAGCAAAAUGGAAAAGCUAAGGGAAAGAAAAAUAAUUAGGGGGAAAAUGUAAUUUCUGUCCAAUUUUGAACUGGGGACCUUUUGCAUGUGAAGCAAACAUAACCUCUAUUCCACUGGAACAUCACUUGGAGCAAACUUAAGAAAACGCAAGAAAAUAACUUUUCUUUGGAAGUUGGCUGCUGUACAUGUGCUUAUUGAUACUUUCUCUUUGUAAAUGGCAUUAUGUUUUUCAGUUUUAAAAAAAUGCCCUGUAAGUCCUACACAUGGGAAGUGGUGGUAGCUUUCCAGGUAUGGAUGGGAGGAAUAAAGAAGCAAGAGAAUCUACUGGUUGGGGGCCAUGUUAAUAGUGGAGUGGACAGAAUAUCUGGCCAUCCUUAUGGCCGAAGUGGAGAAAGUGAAAUCUGGAAAGAGAUUUCUUAACACCAGUUUCAUUCCCAGCCAGCUUGUCCUUGGGAGACAAGCAGCUGUCAUUCAGGACAGCCUUAAGCCAUAAUUAACCUGCCUUGUGGCAAAGUAUAAUGUGUGAAUCCAUAUCUGCUCAGAACACUAUAAUGUUGCUAAGUAUACAGAAUCUCUCUUUCAACAUGCUAAAGUUCCAUUCAGUUCCACAGGAAGCAUCCCUCUGUUGCAAAGUAUAAUGCUCCCUUGGUGAUACAUUACGACUUUGGAAUACUACACACUUCAAGUAAUGCAAUCCAAUCCAGCAAGUCAAAUAAUGCAGUUAUUUAAAGCAGUACAACAUCUGCCUCUUUACAGUAAAUGUAUAUAAGUAGAAGGAUAAAGAUAAACGUUUGUGGAAGAAAGAGAAAUUGAACUUUAGGGGGCACUGUUUACUGUUAGGAUUGUUAACUUUCUAGUUAGAAUCAACUAGAAAAUGUUUGAGAAAGAAUUAUCUCAAAAAUGCAGUUUUCUAUCAGGAAGAAAAUUUUGAUAGGCUUAUUGUUGUACUAUUCAUCUGUGGAUCCAAUUCUGCUAAACUUGGCUGUGACAA
Molecule: messenger RNA, 6454 nt
Organism: Python bivittatus (Burmese python)
Lineage: Eukaryota; Metazoa; Chordata; Lepidosauria; Squamata; Pythonidae
Gene: SMOC1
Product: SPARC related modular calcium binding 1
Biological process (GO): extracellular matrix organization
Cellular component (GO): basement membrane
Molecular function (GO): extracellular matrix binding; heparin binding; calcium ion binding
Source: RefSeq, a predicted model, not a curated record